AUAAAAUCUUCAUCAGUUUCUUGAUCUUCUUAGGUUAAAAGAAAAAAAGAAUAAUCAAAUAAAAAAUGUUGGGUAAGAAUGAAAUUGGGAGCCCAGACAGAAGACCCUGUUUCUUCAAGAUCAUGCUGCCUCCCAACUUCACUCGACUCCGAAUUCCACACGACUUCAACGAACAACUAUCCGACAUAAACAGUAAUCAGGCAACACUGGCUAGUCGUACCUGCGGAAACUGGGAAGUCGAACUGGUGAAAGACGAUAAGGGCGACAUAUAUUUCAUACGAGGCUGGCCUGAGUUCGUCAAACACCACUCGUUAGUCCCCUUAGAUAUAUUAGUCUUCAAAUACAACGGAGAUUCGUCUUUCGAUGUGGUGAUAUUCGACAAAAACGGGACUGUAAGAAAUUAUCACCAUCAUCAAGAAUCUGCUUCUUCUUUCCCUUCCUUCGAAAAGAAAAUGCAAAGCUCUAAUAUCGGCUCGAAAAGUCUUGUGCAAAUUCCGAAGAAGUUUGCUACAGCACACCUUCCUCAUUCGAAACAGAGGAUUACACUAAGAAAUUCAGAUGGGGUCAGUUCUUCAGCAAGUAUAAUAAUUUUUAGUCGCAAAUAUCUUGCGAUUACCGGAGGGUGGAAGGAAUUUUCUGAUUUUAAUUCGAUCAAGAAAGGCGAUAUCUGCACUUUCGAGCUGAUUGACCAAACCACAAUGCAAGUCCACAUUUUUAGGAAAUAAGCACUUUUUUUUUAAUGAAUGUAGAACUUAUUAACUAUGAUUUUAUUACAUGUUUUCGUCGGUUGGUAAUAUUUAUAUACUUGUGGGAUGAAUGUACAUUACAUUUAUACACUUCA
Molecule: messenger RNA, 841 nt
Organism: Erythranthe guttata (spotted monkey flower)
Lineage: Eukaryota; Viridiplantae; Streptophyta; Magnoliopsida; Lamiales; Phrymaceae
Product: B3 domain-containing protein Os03g0212300
Molecular function (GO): DNA binding
Source: RefSeq, a predicted model, not a curated record